AUCUCAUAUCAAUAGUGGACGGGCUCUUUGAGCAACAACGUGUGGCAACAUCAGCGACUCGGGACUUCUUUUCUAUAUUCUGUGAUAUUUUUAUUAAUAAGUAGGUCAUGAAGUGUUUUAUAGUGUUGGGUCUCUUGGCCGUAGCGUCGGCUGGAGUCCCUCAAUUGGCGACUUAUUCUUAUGCCAACCCCGCUGGAGUUACGUAUCGUGGUACUGGACUCUCUCCAGGCUUCGCUUUCGGCCCAGCUCAACCAGUCGCUCAGUACGCCGCCCCCGCUCCAGCGCUCCAAUACGCAGCAGCUGCCCCCCAAUACGCUGCCGCCCCAGUGGCUCCAGCACUUCAAUAUCACCAUGAAACCCCAGCCGUUCAAUAUCACCAUGCUCCAGCUGUGGCUGUCACCCAAAAGGUUGGCUAUGCCCACCACCAAGUUCCAAUCCAGGUUCCCGGAGUUGCUGAUGUUCCAGUGACCAAGCUCGCUUACACCCAAGGAGUCACCCAGAAGUUGAUUGAUGUUGCUCAACCAGCUGUGACCAACCGACGUGUCAAAGUCCGACGACCAGCUCUCCGAAAGGAAUUCUACGAUAUUGAGCACCGCGUCAUUGUCCGUCCAGCAGGAUCAGCUACUCUCGAGUUGAGCCAGCCAAUCGCCAAAGAACAAAAGGGACCCGCUGUCUUGACCCCAACCAACUACCAGCAAAUUGCUCCCGUCGUCCGAUAUGGUCUCGGUCGUCAGAUCAUUGAUGGACAAGGAGUGUCUCAGCUCGCUCAGGUUCGUGCCAACCUGGCCAGAGGCAUCGAAUCCGGUCCAGCUCCAGCUCCAGCUCCCCUUCAACGAGCCCCACAACAACAACCCGAAUUCAGAGCUGCCCCCGCUCCCCCACAACCGGAAUUAAGAGCUGCUCCACAACCCGACUUCCGACCUGCCCCUCAACCUCAACCUCAGCAACCAGAAUUUAGAGCUGCUCCUGCCCCACAACCUCAACAAUUCCAACAACAACCUCAACAAUUCCAACAACAACCUCAACAAUUCCAACAACAACAAGACGCAGAACAAGAGCAAUUCAACCAACAACAACUUCAGCGACAACAAGAAUUCCAGCAACAUCAACAACAACAAAGACAACAGCAAUUUCAGCAACAAGCUCAACCUCAACCUCAACAACAAGGUCCCGAACUCCGAUCCGCUGCCCCAGCUCCAGCUCCACGACUCCAACCUCUCCAAUUGAGACCACAAGGUCAACCACAACCUCAACCUCAACCACGACCCCAACUCCAACGCUCUGCUGAUGCUGAAAUCAUUGAUGCUGAUUCUGCCCCAGCUGCAGCCCCACAACCACAGCAACCCCAACAAAUUGUCCCACAACAAGAGCAACAACAAGGUCCAGCUCAAGGUACCCGACUUUCCUUGAGGGAAAUGCCCGUGGAAAUCCAAGCCCGCCUUUUGGAACUCUUGUCUGCAAAGGGAGGUACUGUGACCGAAGUCCUUGGAGAGAAUGGAGCACCAAACUCAGCUUCCGUCUUGCAAGUUGCUGAUUCUCUGCAGGACUUGAAUCUUCAAGGAGGAGAGAGAAUUACCACCCGAAGAAUAGUUGUCACUCGCCCAAUCGAAACCGUUCAAGAGGUUGACAUUCAGGAACCGGCAACCAAGAUACUUACAAAGGCGGUAAACGUACCGACUCUUUUCAAGACCCCAAUCCAAGGAAUUGCCCGUGUUCCAGUUUCCGUUCCUGGAGUUAAAAAUGUUGCCACCCCAGUAUUGCAGACCACGUAUGCCGCUGGAGUUCCAUCCUAUCAAUACGGAGCUGCCCCAGCUUAUGCCUAUUAAAUUAUUACGUUAAUCUAUUAUAAUAGUAAAUAGAUUGUUUUAUAUUUGGGAGGAUAACAUUCUUCUGGUCACAUGUUAUGUCGUAAAAAAGAUUCCCAAAGGCGAAAUACAAUAAAUCCAAAAGGGAAUUUAACAGAAUAA
Molecule: messenger RNA, 1967 nt
Organism: Folsomia candida
Lineage: Eukaryota; Metazoa; Arthropoda; Collembola; Entomobryomorpha; Isotomidae
Product: chromatin modification-related protein eaf-1
Exons: 8
Coding region: 108-1826 (572 amino acids)
Source: RefSeq, a predicted model, not a curated record